This is a messenger RNA of Panicum hallii, 414 nucleotides long. RefSeq names its product two-component response regulator ORR5. The transcript is spliced from 6 exons. The record is from RefSeq and is a predicted model, not a curated record. Gene Ontology annotation, biological process: phosphorelay signal transduction system; cytokinin-activated signaling pathway. Bases 1 to 414 code for a protein of 137 amino acids. NCBI's taxonomy places the organism in Eukaryota, Viridiplantae, Streptophyta, Magnoliopsida, Poales, Poaceae.
AUGAGCUCAUCAGAGCUCGCGUCGACUAGUUCAGGGAGCGCGUCGCCGCCGCCGCACGUCCUCGCGGUGGACGACAGCUCGGUCGACCGCGCCGUCAUCGCCAGCAUCCUCAGGAGCUCGCAGUUCCGCGUGACGGCCGUGGACAGCGGGAAGAGGGCGCUGGAGCUGCUGGGCUCGGAGCCCAAUGUGAGCAUGAUCAUCACCGACUACUGGAUGCCGGAGAUGACCGGGUACGAGCUUCUCAAGAAGGUCAAGGAGUCGUCCAGACUGAAGGAGAUCCCCGUGGUGAUCAUGUCCUCAGAGAACGUGCCAACCAGGAUCAACAGGUGCCUGGAGGAAGGCGCCGAGGAUUUCCUGCUGAAGCCCGUCCGCCCGGCCGACGUGUCGCGCCUGUGCAGCCGCGUCCUCCGGUGA